UAAACGUCAAUUUGUCAAACAGUUUUCCACGAAAAAUUGUGAAACUGCGAUUUAAUGCAAUAAUUCUUAUUAUCACUGUUAUGAAAUAAGAUACACAAAAUGAAUCAAGCAAUCAACGUAGAACAACUCAACUCUGCAUUGACAUCGCUCCGAACAGUCCGUUCGAGUGUGAGCCUUGUUUUUGAAACUCUUUCCAAUGGACUGCGUGCCGAUCACGGUGAAGAUGGCAAAGACAAAUUUCUCAUGGAGUUGCAGGAACUUCUUAACAUUGUAAGCAACAAUCUUCGGGACCUGGAACAAACUGUCAACGGUCUGCCUAUUCCCGUUCCAUUUAACCUCGGUAACACAACAUAUUUAAGUCAAGAAACUACACAAGAUCGUCAAGCAUUGUAUACUCAACUUGUAAACAGUUACAAAUGGACCGAUAAAAUCCACGAGUACAGCUCCUAUGCACAUACAUUAUUAAGUCAGAACUCCUUGAAGCGAUCUUACAUAAAUUCUGGAAGCACAAAGCGUCGCGGGAAACUUCAAAGCAACCACAACGUGGCACCGCUGCAAGUGGAUAACGUCAUAAAUAAUAUCGACAGAUCUUACAACGAUAUGAAGAUAACAAUAUCACGGCCUUUUGCAAGUAAUGCUGUUGUUUCCAUCAACUUAAGCCAUGUUUUAAAAGCCGUAGUGGCUUUUAAAGGAUUACUAAUGGAAUGGGUGAUGGUUAAAGGCUAUGGUGAAACAUUGGACCUGUGGACUGAAUCUAGGCACCAUGUUUUCAAAAAAGUGACUGAGAAUGCCCAUGCAGCUAUGCUUCAUUUCUACUCUCCAACUCUUCCGGAGUUAGCGGUGAGGUCAUUUAUGACAUGGUUACAUAGUUAUGUAAAUUUGUUUAGCGACCCAUGCAAAAGAUGUGGCUGCCACCUCCACCACACGUCUCUACUGCCGCCUGCAUGGCGUGACUUCCGUACCCUUGAACCGUUUCAUGAUGAGUGCAAACAAUAGUUAAUGUGGUAUUGAAUAGGAAAGCUCAAACUGUUUUCAUGUUCCUGCUUUCCUGUUCAAUAUUAAUUGAAAAUAAAGACUAUAUCAAUAGUGAAUGUGAUGAU
Molecule: messenger RNA, 1100 nt
Organism: Papilio machaon (common yellow swallowtail)
Lineage: Eukaryota; Metazoa; Arthropoda; Insecta; Lepidoptera; Papilionidae
Gene: MED27
Product: mediator of RNA polymerase II transcription subunit 27
Exons: 1
Coding region: 100-996 (298 amino acids)
Biological process (GO): regulation of transcription by RNA polymerase II
Cellular component (GO): mediator complex
Molecular function (GO): transcription coactivator activity
Source: RefSeq, a predicted model, not a curated record